This is a messenger RNA of Owenia fusiformis, 950 nucleotides long. The record is from the annotation of a GenBank genome assembly. Lineage: Eukaryota; Metazoa; Annelida; Polychaeta; Sabellida; Oweniidae.
UUUCAAGGCUACCAAAUAUACAGUGAUGAACUCAGCCAUUGGUGUUGGAAAAACAAAGGACGGCCAAUUCCGUUGUGAAUUAUGCCACAAGAAAUUUAAAAGAAGAGAUGGUUUGGCAGAGCAUGUUCAAUAUAAACAUGGUAAUGGAUCCAUUCAGCCAAAUUGCUACGUUUGUUAUAUUGAAAAGGAUAAGCCAUUUGAGUGUAAAAUCUGCUUAAAGAGUUUCCGCCUGAAACAUCACUUAACUGAACAUACUAGGAUUCAUACUGGAGAGAAACCCUAUAAAUGUGACAUGUGUGAUUUUAGUGCAAUGAGGGGAUACCAGUUAAAGUCACAUAAAAAAUCACACCAUUUUUGAUGUGUGUGCUUUAAGUGCAAUAAGAUCUUACCAGUUAAGGUCACACAAAAGCACACCAUUUUUGAAUAGUAGAAUGGAAUUUGAAGAUGUCAUUUAUUUAGUUAUCUAUGAUCAAUUACAAAAAUAGGAUCUUCACUGGACAGAGAACGUAAUAAACAAUGAUGUGUAAAUAUAAAUUGAACCAGAUAAAAACAAAAUUUUUCUAUAUAGAAUAAUGAAAUUUGAAGAUGCCUUUGAGCUGUGUUUGAUCAACUAUUAAAGUAGGAUCCUUACUGGAGAAAGAACUUAGCAAUAUUAUAUGUGUAAUAAAUACAGGCUAAACCAGUUAAAAAUACCUAAAUACUGGUACCAAACCAUUUUUUAAUAAAAUAAUGGAAUUUGAAGAUGUGAUUGAGUAAUGUUUGAUCAACUAUUUUAUAGGAUCCUUACCGGAGAAAGACCUAUGUCAGUGUUGUGCAAUGUCAUACAAGACACAUUAGAAUUCAAAAAAGUACAUUUGAGAAGUUUUAAUUUACUAUAGAUUCUUAUAGUUUAUUAUUGAUGCUUCUUAUAGCUUAAGAUCUAAAUAUUUAUCAUCAUUCUGUCCCCCAGC